CCACUCAUGCAAUGCAACACACACACAUGCAUGCAUGUACAUACAUCGCUAUCCAAUAUCAUUUUCACUUUAAUUAAUAUCUUGGAAGUUGGAAAAAAAAGUAGCUAGCGUCUAUACAUACAUCCAUGGUGAUGUCUUCUCUCUCACCCUAGCUAGCUCUCUCUGUCGCUCCAACGACGACGACGACGUCCAUUAUUGCAACUACAUUCCCACUACUGAUCCAUCCAUCGCUUGUUAUUUUGUCUGCUUGUCCUAGCUAUAUAUAUAGUCUGGUUGCCGGGGCCGGCCUUAUUCCCAUACACAUAUCAUCGUCUUUGGCGGUCGAGAUUCACCUAUAGCUAGCUGGAGUCCAGCAGCAGCAACAUGGUAGGAGGAGCGGGAGGAGAAGUCAUCGGGGGCGGCGGCUGCAGCGGCGAGGUCGUGGUGGUGGUCGUCGGCCGGGCCGAGAUCGACACCAGGGCACCGUUCCGAUCGGUCAAGGAGGCCGUGGCCCUCUUCGGCGAGAGGGUCCUCGCCGGGGAGCUCUCCGCUGGACGACGAGGACCACUCUCCUCCGUCACCGAGCCUACCCGAUCAUCGAUUGCACAGAAUCGAAUGGCGGCAACAAGACCCAAGCACCACGCCAUGAGUCCUGCCACCGGCGCGGUCACCACGGCUGCGCUGCGCGCCGUGCCACCGGUAGUCGUCACAGCGGGUCAGCUGGAGGAGGCUAAGCAGAAACUGGAGAAGGAGCGGGAGGAGAAGCAGAAGAUGGCCGGGUGCAUCCAGACCCUGCAAGAGGAGCUCAGCCACGCCAUGGAGGAACUUAAGAGGCUCAAGGCGCGGGACGACGAGGAGGCCGCCGGAACCAAGGUCAUCGACCUGGAGAUCGACGAGGGCCUCUACUUUACCGAGGCCGCCGAAAAGCAAAUGGCGCCGCCGCCACAGGGCGCUGCCGGCGGAGCAGGCGAGCUCCAGAAGAAGAGGUACGUGACGUUCGCUGACCCGCCGACGGUCGCCACCACCGCCGCCGCCGCGUGCCGGGCGCCACCGUUGCCGGACGUGGUGAUGGAGGUGCACCGCGCGCCAACCCACCAGCUCCACCAGCCGCACCCGCAUUACUACCGGGAGCCGCGGUUCCAGAGGCAGAUGUCGGCCGGGCACGAGGCCGCCAAGGCGAUGGCGGAUGAGGGAAGGAAGAAGAAGAAGCCGCUCAUCCCGCUCGUGGGCGCGCUCUUCAUGCGGAGGAAGAAGAGCAGCAAAAGUUGCCACGACGACGUGGCGUUUUGAUCCAUCAAUACAUGCAUACGUAUAUGCAUGCAUCCACGGAGUGAUGGAGGUGCUUUUAUUUUAAUUUUUUUAAUAUAUAUGUCUAGAUAAUGGAAUGCGCACUGAUAAUGCAUGGAUCUUUGCAAAAUAAAUAAAUAUAUCCAAUACACAAAUAUAUCA
Messenger RNA from Zea mays, 1428 nucleotides. Its product is annotated as WEB family protein At2g17940. Gene Ontology annotation, biological process: chloroplast accumulation movement; chloroplast avoidance movement. Bases 364 to 1269 code for a protein of 301 amino acids. Gene Ontology annotation, cellular component: cytosol. The record is from RefSeq and is a predicted model, not a curated record. Lineage: Eukaryota; Viridiplantae; Streptophyta; Magnoliopsida; Poales; Poaceae. The transcript is spliced from 2 exons.